Medioppia subpectinata is the source of this 384-nucleotide messenger RNA. The record is from the annotation of a GenBank genome assembly. Lineage: Eukaryota; Metazoa; Arthropoda; Arachnida; Sarcoptiformes; Oppiidae.
GUUUACCAAGAGUUAAGACAAGCGGAGAUCAAAGGCCUUAAUGUUUAUAAAAAAGAUAAUAUUCCCGAAAAGUUUCACUUUAAAAACAACAAAAACGUUUUACCCAUUUUGUUGACCACCGAUAAGGGAUAUCUUAUACAAGCGCCGCGCAUUAAAUCCAAAGUAUAUCCGGAUUACGAACGCAGCGAAGACAAUGAGCCCAAAGGCGGUGGCCAUGGCUUUGACGCCGACUAUGUCGACGAAAUGCGGGCCAUUAUGUAUGGAUUUGGGCCGUCCUUCCGACGGAAUUACGUGUCGGAACCGUUGGAAAUGGUCGACCACUACAACCUGUUCUGCCAUCUGGCGUUUAGCUAUCGGGUCAUUAGCAGACCAACAAUUGGUUAA